AUGACUCUCAUACAAACUAACAAAGCUAUGUUAUUAUCUGUGAUUCUUAUCUUAUUAAGUUAUAUUAAUCUUAUCUUAGCAGUAGAUUAUACUUAUACAAUUAAUCCAGCCUUUGAUACAUGUGAUGAUUGUGUAUUAAUUACUACUCCGGCUAAUUUACAAGGUACUGAACUGAUAACUGUACCUUUACAAACUCCAACUUUUACACAAUUAUUUCCUAGUUCUAGUAGUUCUACCGGACAAAUUGAAGUAACUCCAACAACACCUAGUUCUAGUUCUAGUUCUAGUAGUCCUACACCUCUAACUACUAGUACUACAGUUCCUCAAACAACAUUUACUCCAACUAUUGUAACUUCUCUUACAUCUCCUGUUGUUCCUAUUAAGACUACAAGUUCUCUGUCAAGUAGUGUUACUUCACCUACACCAACAGAAACAAUAGUAAAUGAAAUAAUUGCUAUUACAUCUACAGAAUUGAUAUGCCAAACAACAGAUUUUACUUAUACUAGUAGUUCAGUUUCAUAUUUUGAUUCGACUAGUAUAUCAAUUCAAACUAUUGCAAGUGAAUUAGAAAUUCCAAUCACAAAUUGGAUUACUACAACCAGUUUAAUUUAUUAUCCAAAUCCUAUAACUAAUGAAGAAAUUCAUACUUAUAAUUUUGGUAACUACUCUACUAGUACUACUUCAACAUCAAUUAAUAUUUUGACAAGUACUCUUACAUUAACUCAAACCAUUCCGUCUAUUACUUUUUCUACCGAAACUCAAACAUCCUCAUUUAAUUGGAUUUAUAUUUUUCCUUAUGAAGAAGAUAUUGUAAAUGUUCAAGUUAUUCAACUGCUAUACAAACACCUAAAUCAUCUACAGUGUUCACAACAACUAUUGUAG
Scheffersomyces amazonensis is the source of this 882-nucleotide messenger RNA. RefSeq lists its product as uncharacterized. The record is from RefSeq and is a predicted model, not a curated record. The transcript is spliced from 3 exons. The coding region runs from base 1 to 882 and encodes 293 amino acids. Lineage: Eukaryota; Fungi; Ascomycota; Pichiomycetes; Serinales; Debaryomycetaceae.